This is a messenger RNA of Ilex paraguariensis (yerba mate), 611 nucleotides long. Lineage: Eukaryota; Viridiplantae; Streptophyta; Magnoliopsida; Aquifoliales; Aquifoliaceae. The record is from the annotation of a GenBank genome assembly.
AUGGAUGAGAAUUUAGGUUUUUGGGCCAUAUUAAAGCGAGAGAAAAUGAAGGCAUCACACAUUGCAGUCUGUGCCAUUCUGGUGCUGCUCUUGGCUGAAACACAAGUCUCAAUGGCUGUGACAUGCACACCAACUCAGCUGAGCCCUUGCAGGAGUGCAAUAACUUCAUCAUCACCACCAACUAAAUUGUGCUGCAGCAAACUUAAGGAACAACAGCCCUGCCUUUGCCAGUACCUCAAGAACCCAAAUCUUAAGAAGUAUAUAGAUCCUGCUAAAGCCAGGAAGGUUGCUGCCGCUUGUGGGGUUCCCGUCCCCAAGUGUUGAGGGCCUUGACCUCUACCUACAGGGACUCUGUCUCUCUUAUCCUUGUGCUUCUUGCUACGUAGAGAGAGAGAGAGAGUCUACUUAAUUAUUCUAUGUUUAUCCUAAUCUGUGAUCUCUUUGGAGAUUAGUUUGUGGGCACUAGUUAUUAUGAAAAUAAUGUCACUCCCUUUACCUCCCUGCUCUUGCUACAUUGUAGUGACAGUGAGGAAAAGUGAAAUUUCUAUUUCUGGUGUGGUCUAUGGCAUAUAACUCUGUGUGUGCGCGCGCUUGCUUGCUUGCUUAUAUGA